CCCGGGCCGGCCCCCAACCCGGCCACGGGGACCGGAAGCAGCUUCCAAUCCGGCGCUUCCCCGGCGUCUUCCGGAUAACGCGGGGUCGCUCUUCUCGGUCGGGAGGUCUCGACCCUAGAGUCUGUCCCGGCCCAAUAUCAUCCGGUCUGCUGCUCCUUCUCUGCCCUGGGACCCCGGCCUCCGGCCUCUUGACCAAGCAGCACCGUGGUCCAAAUGUCUGCAAAGCUGAGCAAGGCAUCACUCCUUCCACAAACUGCAGAGGAGUCUGACAGCAUUCUGAUAGUGAAGAUGGAAGAGGAAGAGCAGGCCUGUGAUCUGGACUCCAGCCUCCCCUGGAGCACCUCCUGCAGCCCAGAGACCUUCCGCCAGGGUUUCAGGCGGUUUAGCUGCUCUGAUUCCGCGGGGCCCCGGGAGGCCCUGAGCCGGCUCCGGGAGCUUUGCUAUCAGUGGCUGAGGCCGGAGGUGAACUCCAAGGAGCAGAUCCUGGAGCUGCUGGUGCUGGAGCAGUUUCUGAGCAUCCUGCCUGAGGAGCUGCAGAUUUGGGUUCAGCAACAUAGUCCAAAAAGCGGCGAGGAAGCUGUGACCCUGUUGGAGGAGCUGGAGAAAGAACUUGAUGAGCCAGCUGAGCAGGUCUGUUUUGGACAAAAUAAGGACAUGCCUGCAGAGAAGCUGACAGCCGGGAAAAUCACUCAGGAGCCCCCACGUACCCAGAUCAAGCCCGGAAAGCAGCCGCUGCCAUGGGUGUCCCCGGAGUUUCGCUCAAGGCAAAAAGCUAAAGACACGAAAACUAUAAAUGUGAAUUCAGCUUUGACACAAAAGACUUCUCCAGGCAUGGAGCUGCAUUACACCGUUUCUAACACCCUUCCUGUGGAUGCUUCCCAAAGUUGCACGUAUAGAAGAGGCAGUGAACAAGAUGGCAAGUUUGAAAGAAGACAGAGAAACCCUUUUGGCAAAAAACAACACAAGUGUGACGAAUGUGGCAAAGUCUUCAGUCAGAGCUCAGCCCUUAUCCUCCAUCAGAGAAUCCACAGUGGGGAGAAACCUUACGCAUGUGAUGUGUGCGCAAAGGCUUUCAGCCGGAGUGCCGUCCUGAUUCAGCAUCGAAGAACGCAUACUGGGGAAAAACCCUACAAGUGUCAUGAAUGUGGCAAAGCCUUUAGUCAGAGCUCGAAUCUUCUCAGACAUAGGAAAAGACACACGAAAGAAAAAGUCCCAUCAGUGUUGUAAGAGAAUCAAAGCAUUUGCUCAGAGCUUUUUCAGCAGGAAAAGACACAAAGCACAAAACACUCCUUUCGUAUUUCAGUGGGCACUAGGUUGCUUUGAAAAGUCAUAAAAGCUACAGGAGAGAAUGUAAAAUAUCUUCUGUCAACGUUGUUUGCGCUUCUGCUUAUCAAUACAGUGUCAAUUCAGAUGUUUGAGGUUUUUGUGAAAACUUAAUUUGGAUUUCCAUCCCUAGGGCAGCUCUUGAACAGACAUUCUCAAACGUGUUCUAUUUCCAUCACUAACACAAAUAAUGAACUAGUACAUUUCUUUUUAGACAAAUUUUCCCUGUUGAGAAGGAAUGUGUGAGCUACUCAGGAUAAAAAUAAGUAUUUUCCCCCAUUCCAUAACUUGGGCACUGGAGUUCCCAGACCAAAGACUAGAGCAUUUAAAAAAUUUUUACCAUUUGUUUUUUGUUACCAGACUCAAAAUAUGAGAAUAGGAUUGAGGAGGCCCAAAAGAAUGUGUACCUUCAGACCAAGGCUGAAAUGUCCAGAGUCAAUUGUUAGGGGGUAGAUGAGUAAAGGCAUUUAUUCUCUUAUGAAAAUUCACAAAAGCCUACACCAUUGAUGUUACUAAGUAGGCUUUUUUUUUUUUUAAGACUUAUUUAUUUUGAGAGAGAGAGAGUAUGUGAGUGGGGAAAGGGGCAGAGGGAGAGAGAAUCUCAAACUGACUCCCCUGCUGAGCGAGGAG
This is a messenger RNA of Zalophus californianus (California sea lion), 1953 nucleotides long. It is a transcript of the gene ZNF396, whose product is annotated as zinc finger protein 396. The coding region runs from base 214 to 1227 and encodes 337 amino acids. The record is from RefSeq and is a predicted model, not a curated record. Lineage: Eukaryota; Metazoa; Chordata; Mammalia; Carnivora; Otariidae. The transcript has 5 exons.